UAUAAUCAUGUAUUAUAUUAUCCUGACAGGUCUGCAAAUACCACCCAUGAAGUCAUCAAUGUCACCCUCCACACUACGCUGGCUGCUACUACCAAAUUGGUGGUACCUACACCUGCUAAACCUAUCCUUCCAGUUCAGACUGGAGUCCAAGCACAGCAAGAGGAGCAAUCUAGUGGCAUGACGAUUUUUUUUAGUCUUCUUGUAUUAGCUAUCUGCAUCAUAUUGGUGCAUUUACUGAUAAAAUACCGACUUCAUUUUUUACCAGAAAGUGUGGCAGUUGUUUCUUUAGGUAUCCUUAUGGGAGCUUUUAUAAAAAUCAUAGAGGCUCAGAAGCUGGCCAACUGGAAGGAAGAAGAAAUGUUUCGUCCAAAUAUGUUUUUUCUGCUUUUGCUUCCACCUAUUAUAUUUGAAUCUGGAUAUUCAUUGCACAAGGGUAAUUUUUUUCAGAACAUCGGUUCCAUCACUCUAUUUUCUGUAUUUGGCACUGCAAUAUCAGCUUUCAUUGUAGGUGGAGGAAUUUAUUUCCUGGGCCAGGCUGAUGUAAUAUAUAAACUCAACAUGACAGACAGUUUUGCAUUCGGCUCUUUAAUAUCUGCAGUUGACCCUGUGGCUACUAUUGCCAUUUUCAAUGCCCUCAAUGUGGAUCCUGUACUUAACAUGUUGGUGUUUGGGGAAAGCAUUCUCAAUGAUGCAGUCUCUAUUGUCUUGACCAACACAGCAGAAGGUUUGACAAGAGAAAAUAUGUCAGAUGUAAGUGGAUGGCAAACCUUUCUACAGGCACUGGGAUACUUUCUUAAGAUGUUCUUUGGCUCCGCAGCGCUUGGCACACUUACUGGUCUUAUUUCUGCAUUAGUGCUAAAGCACAUUGAUUUAAGGAAGACACCCUCCCUAGAGUUUGGGAUGAUGAUUAUCUUCGCAUACCUUCCUUAUGGACUUGCAGAAGGUAUCUCGCUCUCAGGUAUCAUGGCAAUCCUCUUCUCUGGCAUCGUGAUGUCUCACUACACACACCAUAACUUGUCCCCGGUGACACAGAUUUUAAUGCAGCAGACACUGAGAACCGUUGCUUUCAUGUGUGAAACGUGUGUUUUUGCAUUUCUUGGCCUGUCCAUUUUUAGUUUUCCUCACAAGUUUGAAAUGUCCUUUGUCAUCUGGUGCAUAGUCCUUGUUUUGUUUGGUAGAGCAGUGAACAUCUUCCCGCUUUCCUACCUACUCAACUUUUUCCGUGAUCAUAAAAUCACCCCCAAAAUGAUGUUUAUCAUGUGGUUUAGCGGUUUACGUGGUGCAAUUCCCUAUGCCCUCAGCCUCCAUUUGGGCUUGGAACCAAUUGAGAAACGGCAGCUCAUUGGGACAACAACGAUUAUAAUAGUUCUGUUCACGAUCUUACUGCUGGGAGGAGGAACCAUGCCCCUCAUCAGGCUGAUUGACAUUGAGGACUCCAAAGCACGCAAGAGGAACAAGAAGGACAUUAAUCUUAGCAAGACAGAGAAGAUGGGAAAUACCAUAGAAUCCGAACAUUUAUCAGAGCUCACAGAGGAGGAGUAUGAAGCCCAGUACAUAAAACGCCAGGACCUGAAAGGGUUUAUGUGGUUUGAUGCCAAGUAUUUGAAUCCUUUCUUCACUAGAAGACUCACACAAGAGGACUUGCAUCACGGGCGCAUACAGAUGAAAACCCUCACAAACAAAUGGUAUGAAGAGGUACGACAAGGGCCCUCAGGAUCUGAAGACGAUGAGCAAGAGCUGCUAUAG
Messenger RNA from Eurypyga helias (sunbittern), 1746 nucleotides. It is a transcript of the gene SLC9A8, whose product is annotated as solute carrier family 9, subfamily A (NHE8, cation proton antiporter 8), member 8. Gene Ontology annotation, biological process: regulation of pH; proton transmembrane transport; sodium ion transport. Gene Ontology annotation, cellular component: Golgi apparatus; membrane. NCBI's taxonomy places the organism in Eukaryota, Metazoa, Chordata, Aves, Eurypygiformes, Eurypygidae. Gene Ontology annotation, molecular function: sodium:proton antiporter activity. The transcript is spliced from 15 exons. The record is from RefSeq and is a predicted model, not a curated record. The annotation marks the transcript as partial.